AUGGAUCUCCAAAAUUACCAACAAAAAAUGCAGAAAAUCGAGGAAUACUGCCCCAGUUUCAGCAGCUACUCGUCAGAUAGAUUAGCCGAGAUCGCCGCUAGAACGGUAGAUGAAUUUAAGCGAGAGAGUUCUGUGCCUGUUGAAUUUAUCGCGGAGGAGGCCGAUGACGAGGAGGAUUUUGAGUUCUCUUUGGUUCCGGAACAUUCAGAAGCUUUCGCCGAUGAGUGCUUUUAUGACGGUCAAAUUGGUUCCGUUUUCCCCGUUUUCAACCGCAAGCUUUUGUUAGAUGCGGAGCAGGAUCAAGGAGAUGAAGGUAAGGAGGAGGAAUUGUGUGAUCGUGAUGUGGAUAGUUCGAUUCGGAUUCCGCUGAGGGAUUUGUUCCUACAAGGGAAGGAAGAUAAUGAUCUCGAACCGCAGUCGUCGUCAUCGUCAUCUGAAGUCGAUGAGUUGGAGAGUUUGCCGCCGGGAACGUACUGCGUGUGGCGUCCGAAAAGGAACGAGAACGAAUCGUUUCCGACUGAAUGUAAGAAGAGUAGCUCUACAGGAUCGUCAUCGAAGCGAUGGAAGCUUCGCGAUUUGUUGCGCCGGAUGAACAGUGACGUCAAUGACAGUUACGUAUUUUUGACUCCAAAAAAGGAAGAAAACUCGAAAUCCAAGGAAUCCGGCUUGGUAUUGAAGGUCACCGGGAAAACAAAGGUGAAGAAGGAUAAGGAGGCAGCACCGUCGUCGAUGGCCGCUCACGAGGCGUUUUACUUGCGCAAUAAAGCGGCCAAGGAAGGUGAGAAACGGAAAUCGUAUCUACCGUACCGGCGAGACUUGGUAGGCUUCUUUGCUAACGCCAACGCUGGGGGAUUUGUGAAAGAGUUUCCAUUCCAUUAA
Messenger RNA from Ipomoea nil (Japanese morning glory), 879 nucleotides. RefSeq lists its product as uncharacterized. The transcript has a single exon. The coding region runs from base 1 to 879 and encodes 292 amino acids. Lineage: Eukaryota; Viridiplantae; Streptophyta; Magnoliopsida; Solanales; Convolvulaceae. The record is from RefSeq and is a predicted model, not a curated record.